Molecule: messenger RNA, 2125 nt
Organism: Drosophila obscura
Lineage: Eukaryota; Metazoa; Arthropoda; Insecta; Diptera; Drosophilidae
Product: neprilysin-4
Exons: 1
Coding region: 12-2066 (684 amino acids)
Biological process (GO): protein processing
Cellular component (GO): plasma membrane
Molecular function (GO): metalloendopeptidase activity
Source: RefSeq, a predicted model, not a curated record
AUUUGUCCAGCAUGCUGAAGCUUACACUGAUCGUUUGGCUGCUCUUCUCGCUGGCCUGGCGCACCACACCCACCAGCUGUCGCCAGACGCGUUCGCCGCAGACCAUACGCCAGCUGCUGGCCAACCAGCUGCAGAGCUACAUGGACACCACGGCGCGUCCGUGUGAGAAUUUCUAUCAGUAUGCCUGUGGCAACUGGCAGCUGCAGCAGGAGCAGCCCUCCCAGCAGCACCACACCAAUCACAGAGAGCGGGAAAAGGAGCGCGAGCGCGAGCGAGAGCAGGAGCAACUGCUGCCCAGCGAUACGUUGGGCGUGCUCGAUCACCAACUAAAUCGACAGCUGGAGCUGGCACUGCGACGCUCCAACGAGACCAUGAUGGACGAGGAGCCGCCCAUCUACGAUAAGCUGCGUCUCUACUAUCGCUCGUGCAAACGGCUGAAGCCCUACAACCUCAAGAAGUAUCUGCAGCUGCUGGCACCGGGCAAUGGCACCCACUGGCCGCUGCUGAGUCGCAGCUGGCGUCGGGAGAGGUUCCAUUGGCUCACGACCAUCGGCAGACUGCGACUGCAUGGCCUGAAUGGAGUGCUGCUCAAAGAGCAGAUACUGCCGCGCUGGGACGACUCCAGUGCCUACUCGAUUUAUCUGGAUAAGCCGAGUCUGGUGGAGACGCUGCCCAUGGGCGAGGGAGCCAUGAUCGAGCUGCUGCUGGACAUUGGCCAGACGAAACGGGUGGCGAAUGCCUUGGCCCGUCAGGUGGAUGACUUUGAGCGGCGACUGCAUCGUCUGCAGGAGCUGGAGGAUGACGAGGGCGCCAAAGAAAUGCAGCUGGGAUAUCUGGCAGAGUAUCUGCCGGAGCUGAAGUGGCUGCCGUUCAUGCAGGAGAUCCGUGUGGACACCGAACCCGAUGUGCGCUCCACGCUGAUCAUCCAGAACAUACCCUACAUGAGGGCGCUGCACGAGCUGGUGGAACGCCAGCCGCCGGAUACCAUCUGCAAUUACAUCAUGCUGAAGUGGCUGGCAUUCCUCAAGCAGCAGGGACCCGCAGAGAUCUCGCGCGGCGAGUGCGUGGCCAGCAUGAGGCGUGCCAUGCCGCUGGCCAGCAGCUGGAUGAUUGGCCAGCGGCUGUACGAUCCGGAGGCCGAGCAGGAUGUCGGCUCGCUGUUUCAGCAGCUCAAGCAACGGUUUGCCCACAUUCUGGAGGAGAAUCGACUGCAGCUGGCGCCGCCCAUAGUGCAUGUCCUGCAGGAGAAGCUGCGCGCCAUGCGCCUCCAGAUCGGCUUUGUCCAGAUGAACGACUCUGGUUACGUGGAGGAGUACUAUCAGCGGAUGGAGCUGAAUGGCCACAACUUCUAUGCGAAUCAGCUGAAGCUGCUGCGCCUGCGCGUAGAGAAGAAUCACGAGCUGCUCGCCGCCACAGCAGUCACAGAUGUGGGGAAUGUCAGCUACCUGACGGAGUCCUGGCUAGCGAGCAGCUCCUCGCCGUUGUAUGUGAAGCCACGGAAUCUGGUGCUGAUGCCCUAUGGCCUGCUGCAGCUGCCCGUGUGGCAUCGCAACACGAGCGCCCUGCAACAGCAUGCGGUGCUGGGCUUUGCCCUGGCCCAUGAGCUGAUCCAUGGCUACGAUGCCUCCGGCAUUGACUACGAUGCCACGGGCAACAUUAUGGGACCCAGCGAGGAGAUUGCCGGCAGUCAACGCUUCAUCCAGGGUCUGCGCUGCAUGCAACAGCAGCUGGCCACUGGUUCGAGGUCCCUCAACGAGAAACUGGCCGACUAUGAGGCAUUGCGUCUGGUCUACGAGACGUUCUUUGGCCUGAAAUCGAAGCCACGGGAGCCGCGUGAUCCCCUGCUCACGCAGUUUAGCCAGCGGCAGCUCUUCUUCAUCAGCUUUGGGCAGUUCUUUUGCGGCAAAAUGCCGGCGCUCAGCCUUCAGGCACAGUCCCAUCUGGAGCAUGCCGUCGACGAGCUGAGAGUGAUGCAAACGCUGGCAAAUUUCGAGGAAUUCUCACGGGAAUUUGGCUGCGAGAAACGCACCAAAAUGCAGGCCAAACAGCGCUGCCGGGUCUGGUAGCAGGCAGUUACCUUUAGGAUAGAUUAAACCACCAAUAAAUUGAGGCCUAGAAAAAUGUA